AUCGAGACAUCUCCGAACGAGAAUCAGCUGCCGCUCGAGAGGCAGUCGUCAACGCUGCUCGCCGAGUCGAAGAGUCUAUCGGGUCAAGGUCGAGAAGGGCGUCUCAUUCUUCGGUCCCCGCCGCCUCCUUUACCGCCACAAGCAACAACAACAACGACGAUGAUGCCAACAACGACAAUACCAACAACACUACUGAUAUUGCCAACUCUAGCCCCUCAAACGUUCAGGGAGGCGCAAACAACGGCAUCGAGCAUGCCGCUAACGAGAGUCGUGAGGAGGCUCCCAUCGACAACGCCAACGAGGCUGAUGGGGACCCUCUUAAUGCUG
This is a messenger RNA of Perkinsus marinus ATCC 50983, 327 nucleotides long. RefSeq lists its product as hypothetical. NCBI's taxonomy places the organism in Eukaryota, Perkinsozoa, Perkinsida, Perkinsidae. The transcript has a single exon. The record is from RefSeq and is a predicted model, not a curated record. The annotation marks the transcript as partial.